UCAACAAUAAACAACAUACUUAGGUACUCGUAAGACAGUAUUUAUCUCUAAAAAUUAUAAACUAAAUAAUAACCAUUAUAAUUAUCUAUAGAGUACUAGUUUCGUCGGUGAAUAGUAUUAAAAUAUUAACAUGAAAGAAGUUUAAUAUUUGUUGUAUUUUUAAGGUCUUCUCGUCUAGUGCUUAGCUUUUUGUUUACUUCAGUGCUUUUUGAUACUUUACCUUUAAGCUCUGUAAACUGUAUUCCAUUUUAUUUCUGUGAUGGUUAUGUCUUUUAUAUGAGAUGGAAAUGAAUGUGGAUCAAGUGAAUGAGGGUAUAAAGGUUAUCGGUGAUUUGGGUGAUAUUCAAAUUGCGGAAAUAAGUGACAAUGAAGAAUGUGAAAAACCAGUCCCUUCGAAGGACUUAUCGAUUAUCCCUAAAUCCCUUCUUCAAAGCUCUACAGUACCAGUUUUUGGAAAUAUAUCUGUGAGUGACUCGGAUAACGUGCAAUUCGGUAACAACACUUAUUUCAAUGGUCCUGUAACAAUUAAGCAAGUGAUAAAGAACAAUGGUGUUGAAAAUGCUUCUUAUACUGUAACUGAUGACGAACAAGAUAGUGGAGUAUCUCCACGGUCUAAAUCUGGAGAUAAAAAAUCUCAAAAGACACAGAAGUUUACUAGAUGGAAUAAAAACCAUAUAAUAGCACUAAGUUUUGGAAUAUUAAUUGUAGUGCUCAUUGUAACCCUCACAGUAAAUUACGUACUAUAUCAAAAUUCACAAACAACACCGAGUUCCACUAAACCAGAGGCAUAUAACUCAACUUGCAAUAGAAUAUUGGGUGUCUGCGAUGAGAAUGUUCAAAUGGUUGCGUUAUCCAUCAUAUUACAAUUAACAAUCAUGUUGGUUUUCCUAUCAUUACUAACACGAGGUGGUCCAGUACUUGAUAAGAAUAAUCAUGAAAAUUGUGUAAAGCACUGUACAAACUUGUGCACUAACGAAGGUGGACCAGAUAUUAUAUCGCCUGAAUACCUUCGCUUCGUAUCUAGAAUUGAUUGGCUAGCGCAGCCAGAAGAAGGUGCAUUGGAUCUCCUAAAACUACCAGCACCGUGGGUGAUAAUCACGCACACUGCCACAGAGACUUGUAAGAGCCAGAGUGAAUGUGUACUGCGUGUGCGUUCGAUACAAACAUUUCACAUUGAAUCCCGAGGAUGGUAUGACAUCGGAUACAAUUUCUUAGUCGGCGGCGACGGAUCCAUCUACUACGGUAGAGGAUGGGACUACAUAGGCUCUCAUACACUGUACUACAACAAGUACUCAAUAGGAAUUGCAUUCAUAGGAACAUUUAACACCAUUGUACCCCCAAAGCGUCAAAUAGAAGCGUGCCAAAGAUUAAUUAAACUAGGUGUUAAGUUAGGAAAAAUUGCGAAAGACUAUAAAUUAUUAGCCCAUAGACAACUUAUGUCUACACUAAGCCCCGGUGACACAGUGUUUAAUGUAAUCAAAACAUGGCCGCAUUUCGUUUCUAACUUCACGUCGGUGGAUGAUAUCUUGCCGAGGUAUUGAUUUAAUGUUCGUUUAAGUUAAAUAAAAAUAUGUUUUUCAAUUAUUAUACAUAAUGGAUAUUAUGAUUGUUUAAUUGUACAUAAAUGUAAAAUAUAUUUAGUAUGCAGUAAAUGCUGUAUCCGUUCAAUGUAUCUUGUUGUUAUAUAUUAUACAGUAGAAACUAUAAAUAUUACGUCUAACUUAAGGUAACUUAUAGUCUUAAGGCCCUGAUGACGGCCUUAUUAUAAAAUGUGGGUUAUAUCCAUAAUACCAUGUUUUAUAAAAAGGCCAGUUUUAAUUUAGUACCUUGUCUACCAUAUCGUUCUAUGUAAAAUACAUGGUGCCCAAUACAUCAGCGUCAUGAACGAACUGGGCGAUAGGGCAGGUAUUGGCAAACCCCAGAAAAUUAAUUCAAUGUUACGUAUAUGUAUCAAUUUCGCUCUAUGAUUGUGUUGAAAAAAGAAAAACCAAUAUUGGCAAUUCUCAUAAAAUUUAGUCCGAAUUCCAAAGUGAGUAAUACUCACAAAUUUUGUUUUAAAUAAUUUUCUGGGGUCAGCGUGCCGCCGAACGCUACCGUUGUUUGGCUUCUUAUCGUUGCUCUGUUAUUAAUUAGUACUAAUUACACUCUAAGAGGGCUUCCGUAUGCGUAGCCGACCUUUACAGAAUUGGUACGCUCUUUUCUUGAAGGACCCUAAGUCGAGUUGGUACAGGAAAUACUGCAGUGGGGAACUGGUUCCACAUAGUGUGGGUGCGCGGCAAAAACUGCCUUAAAACGCUCAGUUGUGGAACGAUGUGAUACGGGUGGAAUUUGGUAUUGUCGGUUUUAAUCUGAACAACUAUUCAUUGGCCUUUUUGUACUUUACACUAAUAUUUAUCUUUACUGGUUUGUUAUUAUAAUACUAUUUUUCUUAUAUAUCGGAUAUCGUAGUGACCUGGUAUAUAAGGCAUAAUAUAUAGGUUAAUGUAGAUAUGUUAUUUUAAAUAAUGAAAUAAAAUAAUAUUGUUGUUCGGUAUUUCUAUGUGGGCAAUUAAGGCAUACUCAGGCAGAUAACCUGCAUGUCUAAGACCAAAAAUCUAAAUUUGUCAGGCACAAGACUAAUUUGUGUAUAAAAUAAAAAUGAUUAAAGAAACGGAUGCAAUCCAAGGGUAGGGUUCUUUGAUAUGUGACUUAAAUGAUUAAUGUUAAAUUUUGUAAUUUUUUUUUUAGUUAUUAAUUUUUUUUUAUGAUAAUACACUGCCAAUAUUCUUAUGAAGCCAUAUAUAGUGUUACGGUUUCUAUACAAUAUGUAUUACCAGUCGUUUUUUUUAAAUGCCUUUGGGAUAAAUCUUUCGGUACCUCUCCAUUACUGGACGUUGGCCGUCGGUCUUGUGACACGUGUCUUGUCUUCUGAUUCUUGAGGCCAUGUUUUGUUUCCUUCUUUGUUUGUUUACUCUUGAUUUUAACCAUCAUAAAUAAUUGAAGGCUGUAGCGGUCAUAGCGAAAUACGUGUACAUUUUUUCAAAUUAAUAGCGAAAAAUAUUACAUACUUUCAACCUUAAUGAGAUGUGCAUCAAGUUAUUUAAGUUAAUUGAUGAGUACGUAAUUAUUUUUGUUUAUUUGUAAUUUUAAGGGAUGAUAUGAAAAUAAUUGAUAUUCGUGACUUGUGUUUCGAUAUAUUAUGUAUGUGUAGUACAUGUGUAUUACAUACAAUUGUAGGUUAUUUGUAAAUGCUAUUUUUAAAAAUCCUCGUCAAUAGUAUAAAUGGGAAUUGUAAUAUUUACAUAUGGGGCCAUUCUAGUAUUACGUAUUUGAUUUUCUGAUUUGGUGAUUAGGUCAAUAGU
This is a messenger RNA of Pieris napi, 3341 nucleotides long. Its product is annotated as peptidoglycan-recognition protein LF-like. Gene Ontology annotation, molecular function: N-acetylmuramoyl-L-alanine amidase activity; zinc ion binding. Gene Ontology annotation, biological process: peptidoglycan catabolic process. The transcript is spliced from 5 exons. The coding region runs from base 282 to 1541 and encodes 419 amino acids. NCBI's taxonomy places the organism in Eukaryota, Metazoa, Arthropoda, Insecta, Lepidoptera, Pieridae. The record is from RefSeq and is a predicted model, not a curated record.